UUCCAGGCUGCUUAUCGACAUAUAAACCUAUGGUAUGAGGUUUUAUUUCGAAUAACAACCGUAGAAAUAUGUGGAUGCCUGACUUACACAUCGUCGCCAGAUAUUAGUGAACUUGUAGACGUCACACUUGUGGUGUAUCGGAAGAUAGUUUUGGAUGACAUUAUAACUAAUACGUGUUCGAGUUCAGCACGACAUAUCUAGCUCUGGAAAAUAUUUGAAGUGAAUUGUUUCAUACACUGUGUUGGAUAUCGUUAAAACAGCCAACACGAGAAUGACUACGCCGAAGAUAAUGUCGAUCAGUUCCAGAUCUCCGUCAAAAUGCGACAAGAACAGAAAAACCUGCCCACCUGGGCAUUAUAUGAAUGAAUGUGCCGACAAUGAGGGAUAUGAAUGUUUACAAUGUAGUGUGGACACGUUUCAACCAAAUCCCAACCGGUUGGGUGACAAGUGUCGAGUAAUGCGAUCAUGUGGAGAUCCAUAUAAGGAAUAUGCCAGUUAUGGAGACACUGUUACCGAUGCUCAUUGUAAAUGUAUGAAAGGCUUUCAUUUUGAAAAUGAGGACCAGAGAGCAUGCGUGCCGAACAGGGAGUGUGGGAAGGGGUAUGGUCAAGCUACAUAUGGCUACGAACUAGGAGACAGUGGUGUGUGCGAAUCUUGUUUGGAAAAACAAAUGUAUUCAGAUGUCAAAGAUAGAUUUCAGCAAUGCAAGCCACUUAGAAAUUGUGAAAAAGAGAAUCGUUGUGUUGCUAAGAAAAGUAAUGGUACUUUUGAUAAUGUUUGCGGCCCUCUAGUCAGAGAUAUAAAUGAUUGUAGCAGUGUUGUCGAGAAAGUAGACGAUGACGUAUCUAACAAAUAUCUUUCUGCAAUUAUCGGCAGUGUUGUUGGUGUAUUCGUCAUUGUGUUCAUUUUCAUUAUUAUAUUACUGGCUAGAAGACGUAGGGCUCAAAGGCGAAAAAAUGCCCAGAAACCAUUGACUUCAGAGCAGUUAGAGGAAUUGAAACAUAAGUUAUUGGAUAAAUGUGAAAAAGACGAAUCCUUGUGUAAAAAGACCCUAUCUACAGCAUUCCGAGUUACCGAAGAUCGAAUUGAUAGACAAAUAUGGAAUCUUCCCCAAGAACUCUUCCGUUCUCAACCUGGUAGAUAUGAAAUUCUAGUGAAAAAAUACACAGAGAGUCACGAGAAAUACGCUGUAAAUGGUUAUUUGAGAGACUGGAAAGAAUGGAGAGGGUCUACACAUGAAUCUGUUAAAGAAUUAUUUUACUGCUUACGCCAGUGCAAACGUGACGAUAUAACUUAUGAAGUUUGUAAUCAACUACGUGAUGAAGUUGAUAUAACAUUUGAUGUGGAAGCAAAUAUAGACGACAUGGGUGGAAAUAAUCGUGCCAAGGAUAGUUUAAUGUAUGACAUCAGAGAUAUUCUCUUCCCGUGUGCAAAGCCAUCCGAGAAAAAGGGUAGUUUAGGAAAGAGCGAGCAAGCUGAAACAACCCAUAAACUUUUAGAGAUAUCCCAAAGUGCACCUGACAUGGAUCCAAAAGCUGCAGGUGCCAUCUAUCGAGAACACCCCCUCCCAAGUGCCCCAGAAUAUGUCGAUGAUAAUAACACCAUUAUAGAGCCCAAUAUAGUAGAUUAUAAAAGACAGUUCAGCUGCCCCGUGCAAUGUACGACGUGAUGGGUAUCUCGAGUUUACCAACUGCUUAUGUCUUUCGAUAUACAAAGAGUUAUUAAUAAAGGGAAUCGUGUACAAAUAUACAUUAUACUAGUGAAAUGCAUGUCUCCUAACUUGCCAGUUACAAUACAUACCUGAUGAUAGAGUAUAUUCUUCGAUUGGACUUAUAAAGUUCAUUUAAGAUGGAAAACAACUAGGAGUAUCAUUAACUGCAAAGGAAAACAUUAUGGAUUAAAAAGGAGUUAGAUAAGUUCAUAAUUGGAUAAUUAAUUUCACUUUAAUAAGACAACUUUGGGAAUCCAUUCAAACAUUGUCUUAAGAUUUAAUGUUGCUUAUUGUGUAAUUUACCAUGGAGACAAACAAUUACACAAAUCAAAGAUUGCGCUGCGACAAUUGUAUAUUAUGAAUCGAGACGAAUCGAACUAUUUGUCGAAACUAUUUCAUUUGUCCCGAUAGUGUCUUUGUGGAAAGAUGCUAAUAAGUUGUGUUUAAACAACGUUUUGAUAUGCUUCAAAUGUGCAACUAUUUACGACAUCUUUAUAUGUUCUAAAAUAGCAAUACAAUAAAGAUCUGAUUGUGAACAAUUCGUCAUGGAUUAUAGUGGAUGACUGUGCAAUGAUGAUUGUGCAUUCAUUUCCAUCAUCAUCAUUUGUGUACUUGAAACAAGUCGCCAUCAGAAAUUGUUUCAAUGGACUAUUUUUAAAACUGUAAAUAUGACUCUUUCAUUAUAAUGUGCUCGCGACACCUGGUCAGCAUUUGAACACGUCACUUAUAUAGUGGCAUUUUAUACUAUAUAUCCUUAUAAAUAUAGAGUAGUUGUUACUUUUUAAAUAACUCCAUAUAUAUACAUAAAUAUAUAUAUAUAUCACCUUUAGCUUUAUAAAUGUCCUAAUCUACCGAAAAGAUAUAUGGACUAGUGGGCAUUUGGAUUAUCGGUACGGUGUUAAAAUUAUUCGUAUUUUAGUUUCGUAUGCAGUAAUCAUUUGUAGUUACAUAUAUACUAACGUCUCACUAUCAAAAUUCAUAUCAUUUGCCUUCUUGAAAAACAAUUCCCUCUUCAAUCCCCAUCACAAUCCCGAGCUAAUUCAUAGGUUAGAGGGUUAAUCAACUUGGUGUAUUAAUCGUGUAUCGCUUUAAAUUCAAUAUAGAACAUAUAAAUAGACUUGCUGUCACUUUAUUUUAUGUUUAAUCAUGUAAAUAGUCAUAAAUGUUGGUUGACAUUAUAAAAGAAUAUAUUGAAUGUGCAUGAGCAGUUGAUGCAAUAAAAUUGCAUUAAUACAAAUACACGUAUAUGAGCAUAUAAGUGGACCCAAUACUUUAGUGAUUUUGUUUUAAAGAAAAUGAUGACACUGAUUCCGGCUUGUAGUGCAAGUUGUAAUUUGAUAAGAAUUAUUUCAUUAGUUAGAACUAGAAAUGAUUCCGGUUUGUAAUGCAGAUGAUAGGUCUGAUAGAUUUAUUACAACUAGAAGUAACUUCAGGUAGCAAAAGACACAUAACCUGAAGAUUUACAUUUUAAUGGUUCACUUGGUGGUUUAAUUAAUGUUGAUUUGAUUCAAUAACGAAUUUAAUUUUUAAAAACUUAAACGAAUUAUCACUAAAUCGCUAAUUCAGAAAUUUUAUGCUUGUUAUUAUUUUUUCAUUAUUUUGUUGUUAAAUUUGUGAAUAAAUGAAUAUAAAUCACCCUUCUUAUUUCAUACAUACAAUGUAUGUUUCAUACAACUUUGUUCAUGUGUGGUAAAAAUGUGUUCUUUAUUAUAUAUAUAAUAAUAUAGGCAUGGCUGUACAAACUCUUUAUUUACAUAAUUUAUAUUCAUUAAACGGCGGUGUCAAGUAAAUAAUAAAAUACGCAUUAUUGCAUAUCUGUAUGCAAAUCUAACAUGACGCUAUACCUAACACAGUGCAUAUAGAAUUUAUUAUUUUUUAUUUGUGAUCCAAGGGUCUGUUGUGAGACCCUCACUUUUUAGCAUGUGUAUAGAUGUAAUUUUAUCGAAUCUCAAAUUAACACGACUAUACUUUAAACACCAGCUUCCGUAGCUAAAAGUGUCGUAUUUCAUAUUCUUUUAUUAAUCUCGUUCCACAUUUAGAUCAAAUUUUGACAUGUGAUCUGAUUACAUUAGCUUUUAAGACAUUUUUUCGUACAUAUUUUAGUUUUAAUGGUUUUAGUUAUCUUAAUCACAUUAACUAAUAUAUAAAUUAAUUUUUAAAACGUAAUUAUUUAAGUAGUUAGACAUAUCAGUUUCAAUACUUUUUUAAUAAUCGAAUAUCAUCAUCAGUUUGCUUCUAUAAAAUUCCAUUCUCUUCAAUAAUUGAAUUGUGUAAAUGAAUUUAUCUAUAUAAUGUUUUAAUUAUGGACAGUAAAAGAAUUGUUAUGCAUGUAUAUUUCAUUUUAUCAUGGCUACUUGGAAUAAACAACUAUUUU
Patella vulgata (common limpet) is the source of this 4085-nucleotide messenger RNA. RefSeq lists its product as uncharacterized. The record is from RefSeq and is a predicted model, not a curated record. Bases 272 to 1669 code for a protein of 465 amino acids. Lineage: Eukaryota; Metazoa; Mollusca; Gastropoda; Patellidae. The transcript is spliced from 12 exons.